Messenger RNA from Manihot esculenta (cassava), 1838 nucleotides. RefSeq names its product E3 ubiquitin-protein ligase APD2. The transcript has 10 exons. The coding region runs from base 172 to 1521 and encodes 449 amino acids. The record is from RefSeq and is a predicted model, not a curated record. Lineage: Eukaryota; Viridiplantae; Streptophyta; Magnoliopsida; Malpighiales; Euphorbiaceae.
AGAGCAGGUCAGAGAGUUACUCAACUACCAGUCCGGAGGAAGAGCAGACACAGACUGCUAGUUGAGUGUGCAAGUGCUCCAUUUGAAUCAAUGCCCCUUUCUUAUCGCUUUCUUUUUCCUUAUCACGCAAAUUCCACAGGCGUAAUUGUUUCCUACCAGUAAUUUGUUACUAUGGAAGUAGCAGAUAAUGAUGAUCAACAUGCGCCUCUUCUUCUUCCUCCUCCUACUUCUGUUUCCACUUCUCAAGUCGACGAAGAACACAGCCAUCAAUCUUCUUCUCCUUCUUCUUCUGCUCUAUCUUAUAGAGUAAAUAUUUCCAUAUCGAAUGUUGCUCCUACCGAGAUUACAGACGAUGUUUGGUCAUGCCUUGUUGUUCUCCUCACUUUCUGGUUCUUCGCAUCCAUGAUUAUGAUUCUUGGAUUCUACGGGUCUGUGAACUUGCUAUUGGGCCCCAAUUCAUCACGCCUUGUCAAAACCAACACUUUAUUUGUUCAGUCUAUUAAGGUGCAGCAGCUGGAUAAGCCAAAACCUGGGCCAAUGCUAUAUGAAUUUCACAAAAGUCCACCCUUGGAUGUUGAAAUUACUUGGACUGAAACACACAACUCAAUUGUGCCUAUUGAUUUUCAGAAGGAAUGGGUAUACUUCCUAAAUGAAGGGUCUAUGGUUGAUAUCUUUUACACUAUAAAAUCCCCAAGUUCCUCACCUUUGUCCCUUGUAAUUGCUCAAGGUAGGAAAAGCCUAGCGGAGUGGAUAGAUGACCCUUCAUCUCCUAAUUCAACUUUGUCUUGGAAUAUUAUCUGUGGAACUGGCAAAAUCCAACAAAAUAUUUUCAAGUCUUCAAAUUAUUACAUUGCAGUGGGGAAUCUGAACUCGAAAGAUGUGGAGGUAGAGUUGAAAUUUGUGAUGAAGGCUUUCAUUUACAACACAAGUCAGGCGUAUUACAAGUGCUCCCUCAGUCAUAAUCUGUGCAGUUCGAAGUUAUAUCUCUUUGGGCCAAGCGUCGCUGUCUUAACAUCUCCAGGUCCUAAAGAGGGAUCAUUGGACGAUGACUGGCAUGUCAAAGUAUCUUAUGGACCAAGAUGGAUCACGUACUUGAUUGGAUCAGGCGUGAUGACAAUCCUCAUCUUUUUAAUCUUAAGAUUCCUUAAUAUUUGCCAAGCUUCUAAUAGAGGUGGAAAUCAAGCCAGAGAGAUAAGAUCUGAACGAGCCCCGUUGCUCUCACAGAAAGAUGACGACAUCUCAAGUCACGGUUCAUCUUAUGAUUCUAUCUCACAGGAUGAGCAGGAUCUGGAUGAGUUACUUGCAGUGAAUUCAUCACUCGAAGGGAAAACAUUAGCACAAGGAGAAAAUCUCUAUCGUCUUUGUGCCAGUUGUUUUGAUGCCCGAAGAGACUGCUUCUUUCUUCCAUGUGGGCAUUGUGUAACUUGUUUUAACUGUGGAACAAGGAUAGCAGAGGAGACAGGUACUUGUCCCAUAUGUCGCAGAACCAUAAAGAAAGUGAGGAAGAUAUUUACAGUUUGAGAAGUUCAUUUCAGCAAUUAUUAUGUAGACCCCCUUGCUAUACAACUCUUGAUAGACCAUUGUAAAUUUAUUAUUAUUUCUUCUUUUUCUUUUUUCCUUUGCAUUUGUUUUUUUUGGUGGAAAAUGAUAAUUUGAUGUAGGAUUGUGAAGAUGUUUAGUUCCAAGAAGAAAAAGGAGAAAGAGGUAAGAACUCAUGUAUAAUUUUUUCAAAUUGACAAGCCUUCCAAGCAAUUUAAUGUUUGUCCUGAUGGUAGAUGGUGCAAUGGAGGAGAAGGGAAAUAAAAAAAGAAAUAAAUUUUGGGUAAUUUUUAUGAUUA